GAGCAGCGGACCAAUAGCGUGAGAACAGGGAAAGUUUGGGCCGCUGUGUUGUCGCCGCGCUGCCAGUGUUCGCUUGUCUGACCGAACUGACUGACUUCAGCUGCUUCGUGCGGUACCUGCUGGGCUGAGCGGCACCAGGACUCGGGUCCAUGUUCUCCAGUCCUCUGUAAUAGUUAUUCCUGCUGAAGUGGACGCAGAUGGCCACAUAGCAGCCGAGGGUCGAGCCUUCCAAGAUGGACGUGUCUCUGCUUCUGCUGGCUCUGACUUUCCAUCAGCUGCCUCGCGUCACGUCUCCCCUGAACCUGGACGAUCCCAACGUAUGCAGCCACUGGGAGAGUUACUCUGUGACUGUGCAGGAGUCGUACGCUCAUCCCUACGACCAGGUCUAUUACACCAGCUGCGCCGACAUCCUCAACUGGUUCAAGUGCACUAGACACAGGGUGAGCUACCGCACAGCCUACCGCCGAGGAGAGAAGACCAUGUACCGACGCAAGUCCCAGUGCUGCCCCGGCUUCUAUGAGAACGGAGACACGUGCGCUCCUUUCUGCGCCCAGAGCUGCGUCCACGGUCACUGUAAGGCCCCCAACACCUGUCAGUGUGAGCCGGGCUGGGGAGGCUCCAACUGCUUCAGCGCUUGUGACAGCAGCCACUGGGGACCCCACUGCAGUAACAGAUGUCAGUGCCAGAACGGGGCCCUGUGCAACCCCAUCACCGGAGCCUGCAUCUGCCCUCCUGGGUACGAAGGCUGGCGCUGCGAGAGCCACUGUAAGGGGGACUCCUAUGGGAAUGGAUGCCAACAGAAAUGCCAGUGUCAGAACGGUGCCGCCUGUCACCACGUGACCGGAGAGUGCGAGUGCUCACCAGGGUUCACAGGAGCUUUCUGUGAAGAGCUCUGUCCACCCGGUCAACAUGGCCACGAAUGUGAGGAGAGAUGUCCGUGUCAGAACGGAGGCCUGUGUCACCAUGUGACCGGGGAGUGCUUCUGCCCGGCAGGAUGGAUGGGUGCGGUGUGCGGCCAGCCGUGUCCAAUCGGAACCUUCGGACAGAACUGUUCACAGGACUGUCAGUGUCACCACAACAGCCUGUGUGUGUCGGCCACUGGACAGUGUGUGUGCGGAUCUGGAUACACGGGAGAACGGUGCCAGGAGGAGUGUCCGGUCGGUACGUUUGGUCCCGGCUGCUCAAAGACGUGUCGCUGUAAGAACCACAGCACGUGCGACCGCACCAGCGGGACGUGUGUGUGUGAGGCGGGGUACGCUGGCGACGCCUGCGACGUUCCCCUGUGUCCUGAAGGACGCUACGGCCCCGGCUGUGACCGGACGUGUGCCUGUUCUGCCCAGAACACGCUCAGUUGCCACCCGAUGUCAGGGGAGUGCAGCUGUGGCCCUGGCUGGUCAGGCCCCUACUGCAACGAGACGUGCCCCCCAGGGUUCUACGGCGGGUCCUGUCUGCAGGUUUGCAGGUGUCAGAACGGUGCCGAUUGCCACCGUGUGACCGGCGACUGUGUCUGCGCUCCAGGCUUCACGGGCCCCAACUGCUCGGUGGCUUGUCCAGUAGGAACGUAUGGAGUAAACUGCUCCUCCAGCUGCAGCUGUAAGAACGGUGCCCGCUGCUCCCCAGUGGACGGAUCCUGCUCCUGUGAAGCAGGGUGGCAUGGCGUGGACUGCUCCAUCGGCUGCCCCCCUGGAUCCUGGGGUCCGGCCUGCGACCUCAGCUGUGCGUGCGAGAGCGGACGAGCGUGUGACGCCCGGGACGGUCAGUGCGCCUGCGCUCCAGGCUGGAGAGGAGAGAGGUGUGAGCUCCGCUGCCAGGAUGGGACCUACGGGGUGAACUGUGAAGAGCGCUGUGACUGCAGCCAUGCGGACGGGUGCCACCACGCCACGGGUCACUGCCGCUGUCUGGCCGGCUGGACCGGGCUCCGCUGUGACAGUGUGUGUGCUCGGGGCCGCUGGGGCCCCAACUGCUCCCUCCCCUGCAACUGUGACAACGGGGCGUCCUGCUCCCCGGACGAUGGGACGUGCGAGUGCGCUCCAGGCUUCAGAGGCUCCACGUGUCAGAGGAUCUGCUCCUCAGGUUCCUUCGGCCCCCGCUGCAGUCAGACCUGUCCACAGUGUGUCCACAGCAACGGGCCGUGUCACCACAUCACGGGGCGAUGUGACUGCCUGCCGGGCUUCAGGGGGCGCCUGUGCAACGACGUGUGUCCCACCGGACGCUUCGGGAAGAACUGUGCCUGGACCUGCAGCUGCACCAACAACGGCACCUGCAACCCCAUCGACGGCUCCUGUCAGUGUUACCCAGGCUGGAUCGGAAGCGACUGCUCCCAGCCGUGUCCUCCGGGACAGUGGGGACCCGACUGCAUCCACACCUGUAACUGUCACAACGGAGCCCACUGCAGCGCCUACGACGGAGGAUGCAGGUGCACCAGAGGGUGGAGCGGCCUCUACUGCACACAGCGUUGUCCUCUGGGUUUGUUUGGGAGGGACUGUCUCCAGAGCUGCCAGUGCAGGAAUGGAGCCGACUGCGACCAUGUCUCUGGACAGUGUAACUGUCGCACCGGCUUCAUGGGACGUCACUGUGAACAAAAGUGUCCCCCUGGUUCCUACGGCUACGGCUGCCGUCAGGUCUGUGACUGCCUCAACAACUCCACCUGCGAUCACAUUACUGGCACGUGCUACUGCAGCCCAGGCUGGAGAGGAGCGCGCUGCGACCAAGCCGGCGUCCUGGUCGUGGGCAGCCUCAACAGUUUCACCAGCACCGCCAUCCAGGUAGACACCUACCACAUGGGAGUGAUAGCGGGCAUCGUCGUCCUGGUUCUGCUGGUGCUCUUCCUCAUCAGCCUCUUCCUCGUCUACAAAAGGAAGCAGAAGGGCAAAGAGCCGACCAUGCCCAGUGUGACCUACACGCCCGCCGCCAGGCUGGAGCCCCCCGCUGCAGGCCCGUCGCCCCGCGAGACGCUCCCCAGCAGCUACUUCUCCAACCCCAGCUACCACACUCUGACCCAGUGCGUGAGUCCUCCUCACAUGAACACGGGUCAUUACGAGAAGCAGAAGAACGUGUCGCCGCUGGUCGACCGCACCGGCACGCUGCCUGCAGACUGGAAGCACGGGAGCUGCUCCAGCAGCCUGGGAGCCUUCGGACUCGACAGGAGGCACAUGGGGACGUCUCUGCGCGAUGUGGUCAAGGGCUCAUCCUACCACGCCAGCUCCUGUUCCCUCAGCAGCUCCGAGAACCCCUACGCCACCAUCAAGGACCCCCCGCUGUUGACGGCCAGGAACACAGAGUGUGGCUACAUGGAGAUGAAGUCACCGGCCAGACAGGACUCGCUGUACGCCGAGAUCAGCGGCAGCAGCGGCAUCAGGAGGACGAGCGUCUGUGGAGCUGAGCCAAGUGUGAGCCCAGUCCAGUUCCCUGGACCCGGUGCUCAGGAUCCCUACGACCUUCCGAAGAGCAUCUCCUGUCACUACGAUGUCCUCCCCGCGAGGGAGAGUCCAGAUCCAGAGCUUCAGAGCGGCGAAUAAUGGACUCACCAGCACCGGAUGCUCCACGGACCGGCCGCCCUGACGGGGCUUCGUCACUCUAUUAGACGCCACCCGGAUGUUUACAGCGUUCGGAUCAAACGGUCUGUCAACAUUUUACACAUCAGGAUGUUUUGUAUGAAAAGCAACGCGAGAACUAGACGCUGUGAGACUUUGGUACAAGGCUGAACUGAAACAAAGGUACGACCGGUUCCUGUGUGGCCCAGAGCUGAUGGUUUACGUAAUCAUUUUGCCCCUUUUGUAAAAUCAGAACAAACCCAGUCUGGUCCUGGAACGGGCCAUUCAGAACCUGCUGAGACGACCUAAUGUGCCUCGUGCUGCUUCAUGUUCAUAUUAGUGUUUUUAGCCACACUGAAUGGACACGGAUUUUCUGAAGACCCUUAAUUUAUACAGUAAUGCUGGAAGCUCAUGUUGGAAUUAAUGGUGGCAGCAGCACAACUGUUGGUGAGACCCAGAGUGUGGAGAAGCACUUAGAGCUUUCAGAAUGCAGCUACAGGUUUCUCAGUAGUUGGCUCACAGCUUAUUUAUUUAUUCACUGCUACAGAAGUGGAUUUACAACAAGAACAAACCAAUUCCAUCAAGAGCAAACUCCGUCCCAACGAACACAAUGAAUCUCUGAAAGUCCAGCACCGGCAGCAACACGCGCGUCAGCCCGUCCAAGGACGAAGCCGACGGUUCAGAGCUCGCUGCAGAACUGAUCCAGGUCCAGCUGAGUCCGCGGUCCCUGUCCUGCUGUCUUUGAGUGAGUUCAGAGGAGGUGGGUUUGAUUGACAGCUGACAGCUUCAGGCCAGACUCUGACUAUAGUCAGUGAUCUGGUUAUGGAUCUGUGGUUCAGGUUUCACAUGUGCCUUUAUUAUAUUAUAUUAACUCAGUAACUUUGCUCUCGUUUCAUCCUGAGGAUGUUUGUUUGAUGUAGUGGCUGGUUUAACUCUUUUAUAAAUAGGAGCUUUUGCCCUUCUUUUCUGACAGUUUGCUCUGCUUCAUAUUCAUGUUUCUGCUGUUUUGUUACAUUUUAAAGGCUUCAUCAUAUCUAAUACUUAAAACUUAAGCAGGACUUUAGUUUUUUGAAAAAUGAAUUACCUACAAUAGUGAAAAGAAAACGUUGCAUUUGAAUGACUAUGUUUUUUUAAUUAGCAAAAUCUCUUUCUGAGCUUAUUUUUUUAAACUAUGUACAUAGUUUUAUCAGUUACGAUGUAAAAUGUCUGUAUCACCAGAAGCAGAACAGGAGCAAAUGUCCCUUUGGUGGAAAAGUAAAGAAUCUGCUAUAAUGAUAAUUCUAUACAUACUGUACAUUGUCAGUGCCACGAUUACCAAACCACUUUUUUAUCUAUUAUGCUGUUUUCAUUAUAAAUAUUUGUUCAAAUAUUUUGGAAUAAAAUAUGAAUAAAUUGAG
Betta splendens (Siamese fighting fish) is the source of this 4930-nucleotide messenger RNA. It is a transcript of the gene megf10, whose product is annotated as multiple EGF-like-domains 10. Gene Ontology annotation, cellular component: membrane. Lineage: Eukaryota; Metazoa; Chordata; Actinopteri; Anabantiformes; Osphronemidae. Gene Ontology annotation, molecular function: protein binding; scavenger receptor activity. The transcript has 26 exons. The coding region runs from base 234 to 3518 and encodes 1094 amino acids. The record is from RefSeq and is a predicted model, not a curated record.